UACCUCGGAAAUGAACGAGCUAUUUGUGCUUGCUUGAUGAGGACAGCCAUUGAUUCGAUUCAGCGUGCAGCUUGUGUGUCUGGUGAUUACGGUAGACAUUCAAAGAAUGCCAGAAAAGAAAAGGGCAAGGUCUCUCCAACAUGGUUUGCAAAGGCAGCUGGAGAGCUGCCACAAUUGGGAUGCUUCCGAUGCCAAACAGAGUUUUGUUCGCGCCCUUUUGGAUUUCAAGGAAAUUGCCAGUGAGCUCCUCAUUGAAUCUGGACGAGAUGUAGAUUUUUCAGAAGCAGGUACUAUAGACUUGCUGAUAGACCUUGAGGAUAAAUCAGCCCGUUUGCGAAGAUCGGUUCAGGAAUAUUAUCAAAUGUAUCAUGAAAGUGCAAUCUUGCAGAAAGGUAUCGAUGUACCGGUACCCAAUGACGGCGAGACUACCAUACCAAUAAGUGAUCAGCAAUGGAUCCUGACAAGUCGAGCCCUCGCAGCCUCUUUACGAAAGAGAUCCUUUUUCGAGAAGCAAGCCAUAGAGAGAGUUUUUGAAAUCAUGGAAGAAGCGCUUCUUUCCAGUCAACCCACAACAAAGGAGCGACUGCACGAACUGGUCCAACAUUGUCAGAAUCUGGCAAACUCGAUCCAGCUGCCGGUACAUGGCAACACUGAUUGCCAAUUGCUGCAAGCAAGCAUCGACGAAAAAAUGCAUAGAUCUGAUCCAACAGGAGAGAAUGAACAGAGUUUUGAUUCUCCAACAGGACCAUCUUUUUGUCCUAUUGAUCUGACAAAGACUCAAACUGACGAUAUGCCGAUCCAGGACACCACGAGUACUGGUGCAGUGGAGUUUCCCUUCCCAACCUUAGUGGAUGAUGCUGUCUCUAGCUUCCACGGACUGCUGGUCACUGGUCCAAGAGGAAGUGGUAAGACUCACUUUUGCCAUGAAGUGGAGACCUUGGCAGCAGAAAAGGGAGCAAAAGUGCAUGUGUUCAAUCCCAGCAGUCGUACCAUUGGUGAAUUGGAGGAUCAUGUGAUAUCCUUCUUCAGAAAGGGUAGCGAGGAGGGAGGCAAUCAUUUGUUGGUGAUGGAUGAUUUCGAUGAAAUCAUUGGCCACAAUCUGCUACUGCCCACUUAUGAAGCAGGAGGACAUGACAAUGUUCAAAUUCGAGGAGCGCAUGCGGCGUCCCGGGUGCUUUCCUCCAUUCUCGCCAUGAUGGAUGUGAAUAGCCCUGCAAGUCAGUCUCCACCGACAACAUGGUUAGCGUGCACGGCAAAGACCAACGUGAACUUGAUCUUGGAUCGUUUUGACUCUCUUCACUCACUCAAGCCUCCCGAUGAGAAGGAACGAAAAAAGUUCCUGGCUCAUAUAAUGGGCCUGGAUGAACUAGUUGUUGACGAUGAUGGUGACACGCGACAACAAAACAAACUUGCACUGGAAACUCUAGUCAUGUCGAGCGCUGGUCUUUCGUACUCGGAAAUCGCUCAAAAGUACAGGACCGCAAUCAUGAACAUGGACGCCGACACGACGACGAUGACCAACAACAACAAGCUCCUUGCCAUGAAAGAUGCCCUUCAGUCAUUUGUUCCGGCGUCUCUCAUGAGCCAUGUUGUGGAUGGAUACGUGGAUAUGCGUGUGCUGGGGGGACGUGAACUGAUGGCUCUGUCACGGGAAACUCCAGAUAAGUGCCCGUUGCUGGGUCGCGACGGAGACUUGGCAUGGAAAGAAUUAGAGUGGAACAUUGUCAUACCCAUCAGUCGAGCGGCAGAGUUGAAUCGGCUGACGCACAACAACCAGCAGGAGGAGACACGGCGAAAGCGUCUUUGUGGUGGAGUUCUCUUGACAGGUGACCCAGGGACAGGAAAGACAACAUUGGCUCGACACUGUGGAAGGUUCGCGGCAGAGUAUCUCGCUUCCAUCAAGAUGAUAGAAGUCAGUUGCUCUUCCAUGAUCCACAAGGAAGUCGGAGCGUCAGAACGGGCUAUCCAUCGCAUGUUUGAAUUCGCGCAGAGCGCAAUGCCGUGUAUUGUUGUGCUGGACGACGUCGCGAUUGUGUCCGCAGUUCGUGGCAAAGACACUACGAAAGAGGGCACAAUGGACCGUGUGUUGAGCACUUUGUUGCACGAAAUGGAUGGAGUGGAACAAAAACAAAAUGAUAUUCAAACGUCAAACACCGCCGGAAUGGCAAUCAUUGGGAUCACAAAGGAUGCGACAAAGGUGGAUGCGGCGCUGCUACGACCCGGUCGAUUGGGGUCUACCGUUAAAAUGAAUCUGCCAGAUCAAGAUGCAAGACGUCAAAUAUCUGUUCGAGAAUUGACAUCGAUGUCUGCUGACGAUGGUUUCGAGUCACCUUCAGCAACACCGGCAGUCCAGGCGCUUGCCGACCUAUCGGAACUGAUAUCUGAAAAGACCAGUGGUCUUUCAGGUGCCAGUGUUGUGGCCCUACUCUCCGAUGCAAAGUUUGCAUGCGCACAAGCUUCAAGCAAGGCGCCCAUCGAAGCUUUCGACAUGGUUGAUUUUAUGCGUUCAUUCAUCACAAAUUAUUGAUGAAUACCGGUACAUAGUUUAGCUUGACAACAUUUAAUUUUAAAACGGUUACCUCAUU
Molecule: messenger RNA, 2585 nt
Organism: Seminavis robusta
Lineage: Eukaryota; Bacillariophyta; Bacillariophyceae; Naviculales; Naviculaceae
Source: the annotation of a GenBank genome assembly